This is a messenger RNA of Octodon degus (degu), 1804 nucleotides long. It is a transcript of the gene Fsd1, whose product is annotated as fibronectin type III and SPRY domain containing 1. NCBI's taxonomy places the organism in Eukaryota, Metazoa, Chordata, Mammalia, Rodentia, Octodontidae. Gene Ontology annotation, molecular function: protein binding. The record is from RefSeq and is a predicted model, not a curated record. Bases 158 to 1648 code for a protein of 496 amino acids. The transcript is spliced from 13 exons.
CUGCGCAGUGUGCGCAGUGAUGGAGCGCUGACCAGGGGCGCGGCGGCGGCAGCGAGGACUCCGCGGGCCAUUGGCUACCGGCAGCGGUCAGGGCGGCUCGGGGGCUCCAGAGCCAGCAGGGCCUGCGGGCCGGGCUGGGGUGACCCGGGCUGCAGCUAUGGAAGACCAGAGGGAGGCUCUGCGGAAGAUCAUCACCACCCUGGCUGUGAAGAAUGAAGAGAUCCAGAGCUUUAUCUACUCCCUCAAGCAGAUGCUGCUGAAUGUGGAGGCGAACUCGACCAAGGUGCAAGAGGACCUAGAAGAGGAGUUUCAGUCCCUCCUGUCUGUGCUGGAGGAGCUCAAGGAGGGUAUGCUCAUGAAGAUAAAGCAGGACCGUGCCAGCCGCACCUACGAACUACAGAACCAGCUAUCUGCCUGCACCCGGGCCCUGGAGAGUUCGGAGGAAUUGCUGGAGAUGGCUAACCACACCCUGCAGGCUGCUGACAGCGAGGACUUCCUCCAGGCUGCCAAGCAAAUCAAAGAUGGUGUGACAAUGGCUCCCGCCUUCCGGCUGUCACUGAAAGCGAAGGUCAGCGACAACAUGAGUCACCUCAUGGUGGACUUUGCGCAAGAGCGUCAGAUGCUGCAGGCCCUCACGUUUCUCCCUGUGCCCAGCACCCCCGUGAUCGACCUAGCAGAGUCCCUGGUGGCAGAUAACUGUGUGACCCUGGUGUGGCGCAUGCCGGAUGAGGACAGCAAGAUCGACCACUACGUGCUAGAGUACCGGAGGACCAACUUUGAGGGCCCCCCGCGCCUCAAGGAGGACCAGCCCUGGAUGGUGGUCGAGGGCAUCCGGCACACGGAGUACACCUUGACAGGUCUCAAAUUCGACAUGAAGUACAUGAACUUCCGCGUUAAGGCUUGUAACAAGGCAGUUGCAGGCGAGUUCUCAGAGUCGGUGACCCUGGAGACACCAGCGUUCAUGUUCCGCCUGGAUGCAUCCACAUCUCACCAGAACCUGCGGGUGGACGACCUUGCUGUGGAAUGGGACGCUAUGGGCGGGAAGGUGCAGGACAUCAAGGCUCGAGAGAAAGAUGGCAAGGGGCGGACAGCGUCUCCUGUCAACUCCCCAGCCAGAGGUACUCCAUCUCCCAAGAGGAUCCCUUCAGGUCGUGGGGGACGGGACCGGUUCACAGCUGAGUCCUACACAGUACUGGGGGACACGCUGAUCGAUGGCGGGGACCACUAUUGGGAGGUGCGCUACGAGCCGGACAGCAAGGCCUUCGGCGUGGGCGUGGCCUACCGCAGCCUGGGCCGCUUCGAGCAGCUGGGCAAGACGGCUGCCUCCUGGUGCCUGCACGUGAACAACUGGCUGCAAGUCAGCUUCACAGCCAAGCACGCGAACAAGGUCAAGGUGCUGGACGCCCCCGUGCCCGACUGCUUGGGUGUGCACUGCGACUUCCACCAAGGCCUCCUGUCCUUCUACAACGCCCGCACCAAACAGCUGCUGCACACGUUCAAGGCGAAGUUCACUCAGCCGCUGCUGCCGGCCUUCACGGUCUGGUGUGGCAGCUUCCACGUGACGACAGGCCUGCAGGUCCCCAGCUCCGUGCGCUGCCUGCAGAAGCGGGGAAGUGCUACCAGCAGCUCCAAUACCAGCCUCAGCUAGACCAUCGGGCCACCCAGCCAGCAAGGCGUGUUUGGGGUUGUGGGCACUGGCCUCUCUCUUGCUGCUUGGAGCCUUAACUUGUGAAUGAGUAGGGGGGCACCACCAGGGAGCGGGGUGCCCCCCCGUACCUCACUUCCUAAUAAAGGUCAAACACUG